Durio zibethinus is the source of this 2859-nucleotide messenger RNA. NCBI's taxonomy places the organism in Eukaryota, Viridiplantae, Streptophyta, Magnoliopsida, Malvales, Malvaceae. The record is from RefSeq and is a predicted model, not a curated record.
AUAAAAUUUCUACAAAAAAAAAAAAAAAAGGGGUUACAAAUGAAAUAUUUGUUAGGGAAAAAUGAUCAACAAGACAGAAUUAAAAGCCCUAGCCCUAUCAGCUUUCUAUUCAUCGUCGAAGUAAAUAUUACCAUUCGCCGCUCAAAAGCUUCGUUUACCCGGUGAAAUUAUAUAUGGUUAGUUUGUUUUAAUAUCAAUGGGAAACAGUCCAGACCCAGAUAUCGAUGAUGACUUCAGUGAAAUUUACAAGGAAUACACUGGCCCGCCGGGGUCUACGGUUUCAAGAGCACAAGAUAGGGUGAAAGAGAAUAAACGUUCCCAUGCUGGUUCUGAUGAAGAAGAGGAACAGCGUGACCCAAAUGCUGUGCCCACCGAUUUCACCAGCCGUGAAGCUAAGGUUUGGGAGGCUAAAUCCAAGGCUACCGAGAGAAAUUGGAAGAAGAGGAAAGAAGAAGAAAUGAUUUGCAAAAUAUGUGGAGAAUCAGGCCACUUUACUCAGGGUUGUCCCUCCACUCUUGGAGCAAGUCUCAAGUCUCAAGAUUUCUUUGAAAGGGUAUCUGCUAGAGAACCACAUGUAAGAGCACUUUUCACAGAGAAAGUUAUACAGAGGAUUGAAAAGGAUAUAGGUUGCAAAAUCAAAAUGGAUGAUAAAUUUAUAAUUGUUAGUGGCAAGGAUAGGUUAAUAUUGAAAAAGGGUGUGGAUGCUGUACACAGAAUAAAGGAUGAAGGUGAUCAAAGGGAUUCUUCUAGUUCUCACAGGAGUAGAUCAAGGUCACCUGAGCGAAGUCCUGUUGGUGCACGGUUGCGACGCCCUGCAUCACAAAGGGCUCAUUCAGGGCCACAUAAUUCAUCACACUUUCGAAGAUUUGGCAGGCAAGAUAAGGCUGUGGAAGACCGUGUCCGUGAGGAUCUGAGGAAAUUUUCUAAAUGUUCUCCGCAAGCAAGAGCUUAUGGUAAUGAUGGAGCUAGAAGUCGCUCAAGCCACUUUAAAUCUCCAGGUCGUUUACCUUAUGCUGGCUACACAUAUAAUUCCUAUGAUGGUCAUAAUCAAAACAUGGGGGCUAAUAGAACUGAUGGAUGGGAUACUGAGACACAGAGAUCUGUUUUAAAAUCUGGCAAUCAGUUUGAAUACCCUGGCUUCCCUCAACCAUUAGAUGAGUUGGAAUUAGAAUAUAAGAGCGAGGCAAUGGAACUUGGGAGAAUUCGUGAUAAGGAAGAAGAUGAAGAGAAUUUUAAGCAUCGAGAGACUAUCAAGGAGAUGAGAGACAACUACAUCAAGAAAUUGGCUAUAUUAAGGGGCGCACAUACAAAACAAUGGGAGGAGUUUCUUCAAUUGGAUGCCCAAAGGCAUCAGCAACUGGCGCAGCAACAAAUGUCUGUUUCUGGCUUUGGUGCUUAUAAACAGCAGGCUUUUUCUGAAUAUGAUGGCUCGUCAUUCAAUGCUCAUUAUGCUGGAGCUAAUUUACCCAUGGAUUCAAGGGGCAGGUACUCAAAUCCUAUGGAAAAUUAUCCUUCUAGAUCUCGUGACUCUUAUGGUGAGUUUCAACGUCAGAGGCGUGAAGAUUUUGGGAAAGCUUCCAAUCGGUACUAAAUCAAUAUACUGUGGACUUGAUUUGGGUCCACCAGAUCUUGGUCAGGUAGGGGGUAAUAUGAUGGUGAGCUCAAGUCUAGGUAAGUAUGUUGGUUCUGUGUCAGAGUUAUGGAGGGAACACUGCUGCUUCAUUGAUGUUUUAUUGCAGUUGUUCCAAUUUCAAUUUGAUAAUUUGGCUGUGUCCAGAACUUUAUUUAAAGAUGUCAGAUACAGUUUUUUGUUUUUAGUUAUAGUAGAAAUAUUUGGAAAUAAGCCUUCUCCUUAAUGAUUGUUGAUUUGCAUUAAGUAAUGCACUCUUCAAUUUUAGAGGACAGCACGAGAACUUUUUCCAUUUUGUUUUGUAUUAUUUGAUUUUGUCUGCCUCUGCUGUGGUUGGACCAAUAUUGGGAAAAAUCCUUCAUAUUAUUUUGGGGGGGGAAAAAAAUCUCUUGACUUCCUGUGUGUUAUUUGUGUACUAUUGGGGUGCCCAUUCUCCAGGUAGUUAAUAAUUACCAGGUUUUUAUUUCUCUUUCAAGUGAUUUGGUGUUAACACAAUUGUUUUGGUUUGAAGUGGUCAGCAAACCUUGAUAUUAUUGUAUCAUGGAGCUUUUAUUAGUUGACAAGCAACUAGGCUAGCUGAUAUUUGAGUUGGUUGGUUGAAAUCAGGUAUCGUUCAAACUGUGGAAAUUCAGGUGAUUUUCCUGAAUUAGUGAUCUGCUAUCCGAAACUUCAUUUGGCUUUCAUUUUAAGGUUUCUUUACAGCUUAACGAAGUAUGGUAAGUACACACCUGCAUGUGUUUGAUGGUUUGCUUAUGGUGGUAAGAACAUUUGGCUGCCAAAAGCUUGGUUUAAUUACUUCUGGUGGAUACUUUGGUGCUCCCACUGGGCGUUAGCCAUUAAUAUCAUUUAGUCCAUUGAUUUAUUUGGAAUGCGUGGGCUUUGCUGUAUAUUUUGGUUUGUGUAUCAAGGAAUAUAUGCAGCCUUCAUCGCCACAGGGAUCACAUAGUGAGGUCAAUUUGCCCAAUAUAUUAUUACAAGAGAUUUGUGUGGUUCCCAAAUUUUUUUAAUUCAAUUAUGAAGAUAUGCAGCCAUCAGUCACGAAAUGCAGUGCACAGCUGCCAGUGCAUUUUACUUGUGAUUAUUAUUAUUAUUAUUGUUGUUGUUGUUGUUGUUAUAUUUUAAAAGGAAGAAAUAUGUUCUUUGUUAGAACUCGAAGAGAACAUUUGUUGACGUAGAAUAUUUGCUGGCGUUGGAAUACAUCAGGAACCUUAAAGUCUUUACCUUAAUGU